Messenger RNA from Mucor velutinosus, 1281 nucleotides. RefSeq lists its product as uncharacterized. NCBI's taxonomy places the organism in Eukaryota, Fungi, Mucoromycota, Mucoromycetes, Mucorales, Mucoraceae. Bases 1 to 1281 code for a protein of 426 amino acids. Gene Ontology annotation, biological process: regulation of DNA-templated transcription; cellular response to starvation. Gene Ontology annotation, molecular function: zinc ion binding; DNA-binding transcription factor activity, RNA polymerase II-specific; RNA polymerase II transcription regulatory region sequence-specific DNA binding. Gene Ontology annotation, cellular component: nucleus. The record is from RefSeq and is a predicted model, not a curated record. The transcript has 3 exons.
AUGCAACAAUUCACACCUUACUUUCCUGGUUUUGAUGGCCAACAGCAGCAAAAUCAGAAUCAGAAUCAACAACAGCCUCAGAACAACCAAGUACAGCAGACACAGCCUCAGCAGCCCAUGUCAUUGAGUGGUACUAAUCUUGCCAUCUACAGUCCUGCCGCUAUGCCUCCUUUGUCUGUACUGGCUGCCACCCAAGUCAAGAUGGAAGAGCAACAGCAACAACAGCAACAGGGUCUAGACAUUGGGGCUCAUGGCAAACCUAAGAGAAAGCAGGUCAAGAAUGCAUGUGUCAAUUGUCAAAAGGCCUGUAAGAAAUGUGAUGUGGGUAGACCAUGUCAAAGAUGCAUCAAGUAUGGAUUGACAGAAACCUGUGUCAACUCGGUUCGUAAGGAGCGUAAGAAGGGUGUUAAGCGUGGACCUUACAAGAAGAGAAACAAGAAUGUUACUGACAGUGUCACUUCAUCUGGUGCUUCCACGCCCAUGCCAGCCUCUGUAGUCAACGCCAACCUUUACACUCCUCCUACGCAAACAAACGGUGCCAGCACUCCUGCUACUACUUCAACCGCCACCACGCCUACCACUUCCAACACAAUGCCUAUCCACUAUCAGCCUUUCCAAACCACUCAAGCCUACGAUCCUUACGGCUACAACGGAAGCAAUGCCAUGAUGCCUCAAGCUUAUAUGGUUCCCAACAACCUCGCUCAAAUGUAUCCUACCAAUCCCCCCGUUUUAUCUUAUCAAGCUGCUAUGAACAUCAUUUCACCUCAACAGCAACAGCAAUCUCCUGUUCUCAACAAUGGAUUCAGACAAGAUCAACAAUCCCCUGAUCCAAAUGCCAACAAUAGUGCUGCUGCCACUCCUACCAAUUCCACUCCCGCAGCUACCGAUGGAAACAUGGCCAAAGUGGAAGAAGAUGACGAUGAUGAGGGAUCAAAAUUGACCAUUCUAUCUCAACUUUGCAGUUCUGUGUUGGCCAACAAUGAUGGCGCCAAACCUGCAGACACGUUGGACGAAAUCAAGGCCGAAGAGACACAUCAAAACACUCCUCCUCCAAGUCGUCCUCACUCUCGUGAAGCCUCUCAUGAAAACAACAUCAUCACUGGAACCAGCUUCACUGCUGAUUCUGCUCACACUUAUGUCAAUAGCCACUUGUCUCAUGUCACAAACAGCAACACCAGUGCACCCAACAGUGUUUAUGGUACACCUGGCUCAUCUCCUGCUGGAUCUCCUCUUCAGCAACAGGCUCAACAACAACAACAACCUCAAGCGCAGCAACAGUAA